This is a messenger RNA of Fundulus heteroclitus (mummichog), 2505 nucleotides long. Its product is annotated as tripartite motif-containing protein 16-like. Bases 13 to 1680 code for a protein of 555 amino acids. The record is from RefSeq and is a predicted model, not a curated record. Gene Ontology annotation, molecular function: zinc ion binding; protein binding. The transcript has a single exon. NCBI's taxonomy places the organism in Eukaryota, Metazoa, Chordata, Actinopteri, Cyprinodontiformes, Fundulidae.
UCCAGAGCAGAAAUGGAUCAGAACCAGCUGGACCGAGAAACCUUCUCCUGUUCGAUCUGUCUGGAUCUACUGAAGGAUCCGGUGACUAUUCCCUGUGGACACAGCUACUGUAUGAAGUGUAUUAAAAACUUCUGGGAUGGAGAGGAUCAGAAAGGAAUCCACAGCUGCCCUCAGUGCAGGAAAACUUUUCUACCGAGGCCUGAGCUGAGUAAGAACACCAUGUUAGCAGCUUUAGUGGAGCAGCUGAAGAAGACUGGACUCCAAGCUGCUCCUGCUGAUCUCUGCUAUGCUGGACCUGAAGAUGUGGCCUGUGAUUUCUGCUCUGGAAGAAAACUGAAAGCCAUCAAGUCCUGUUUAGUCUGUCUGGCCUCUUUCUGUGAGAAACACCUUCAGCCUCAUUAUGAUUCAGCUGCAUUCAAGAAACACAAGCUGGUGGAGCCCUCCAGGAACCUCCAGGAGAACAUCUGCUCUCGUCAUGAUGAGGUGAUGAAGAUGUUCUGUCGUACUGAUCAGAAGUCUAUCUGUGUUCUUUGUUUAAUGGAUGAACAUAAAGGCCACGACACAGUCACCGCUUUAGCAGAAAGGACUGAGAGGCAGAGAGAGCUGGAGGUGAGACGAGAAAACAUCCAGCAGAGAAUCCAGGACAGAGAGAAAGAUGUGAAGCUGCUUCAACAGGAGCUGGAGGCCAUUAAUCACUCUGCUGAUAAAACAGUGGAGGACAGUGAGAAGAUCUUCACUCAGCUGAUCCGUCUCAUCCAGAAAAGAAGCUCUGAUGUGAAGCAGCAGAUCAGAUCCCAGCAGGAAACUGAAGGGAGUCGAGUCAAAGAGCUUCAGGAGAAGCUGGAGCAGGAGAUCACUGAGCUGAAGAGGAAAGACGCUGAGCUGAAGCAGCUCUCAGACACAGAGGAUCACAACCAGUUUCUCCACAACUACCCCUCACUGUCAGCACUCAGUGAGUCUACACACUCAUCCAGCAUCAAGAUCCGUCCUCUGAGCUACUUUGAGGAUGUGACAGCAGCUGUGUCAGAGCUCAGAGAUCAACUACAGGACAUCCUGAGAGACGCAUGGACAAACAUCUCACUGAGACUCACUGAGGUGGAGGUUUCACUGUCAGAACCAGAACCAGGACCAGAACCAAAGAGCAGAGCUGGAUUCCUGAGAUAUUUAUGUAAAAUCACACUGGAUCCAAACACAGCACACAGUUUUCUGUUACUAUCAGAGGAGAACAGGAAGGUGACAUAUAUGAAUCAACCUCAGUCUUAUUCUAGUCAUCCAGACAGAUUCACUGUUUGGUUUCAGGUUCUGAGUAGAGAGAGUCUGACUGGACGUUGUUACUGGGAGGUGGAGUGGAACGGGAAAGUGUCUGUAGCAGUCGCCUACAAGAAUAUACCCAGAGAAGGAGGAGGGAAUGAAUGUUAUUUUGGACAUAAUGACAAAUCUUGGGCAUUAGAUUGUUCCCAAGACGGUUAUGAAUUUAGUCACAACGACAUCUGGACCUCUGUCUCAGGUCGUUGUUCCUCCAGAGUAGGAGUGUACCUGGACCACAGAGCAGGUAUUCUGUCCUUCUACAGCGUCUCUAAAACCAUGACUCUCCUCCACAGAGUCCAGACCACUUUCACUCAGCCGCUACAUGCUGGAGUUUGGGUUUGGGGUUCUGCUAAGUUCUGUAAGCCCAAAUAGAGAGAAUCCACUGAAGGUUCAGUGACUUUGAUUCUGUUUUCUAAAUCUCGAGCAGAUUAUUUUCUUGAUCGUUGUUGUUUUAUGUCUAAACUGCUCAGAAAUCAAUAGUCAGAGGUUGUCAGAACAUGUUUUUCUUCAGAAUUUAUGUUCUGGUUCUGUUGGGUUUCUUCAUUUCUCAACAUUGUUUUCUAAACCAGCUGAUCAGCACCAGAAUAUUUGCCCUGAGCUGAUUUCUUAAUUGUUGGUUUUAAAGUUAGGAUCCAGACUUGGUUCCAACUUCUUGAAUCUAUUUUUGAUGCGUCUUCUCUAAUAAUAAAAGCAGCGAGAUGUUCAGCUGAAGCUGAAACAUAAAGCGACAAUAACUGAUGUUCAAGUUGUUCCUCAACUGAUCAUCUGUGACAGCUAAACAUUCACUACCAGACAAAGGUCUGCAGACUUUUGAUGCAACAACUGAUCAGAAUAACAUUAAUACCUCCAACAACUUCUGUGUUUGUGCAGCAAAGAUUUUCAGGCAGAUUUUUGUGUUUUUUGUUUCAUUUUCUAAGAAUGCAAGUCAGCAGCUAAGAAUAUUUCAUCUAUUUUUGAUGCAACUUGACCUUCGGGUGUUAAGGUUCCUAACUGAAUGUAUUGCUAAAACAAAGUAACACGUAAAGAAAGUGAAAAGUACAAUAAGAUUAAUGUGGAACCAAGCAUUUAAUAAGUGCUCAUUUCAUGACAGACAAGUGGCCCCAACUUUUAACUUGUUGGGAUAAAAUAUAAAUGAAAACAGUCAAUUACAAGAAUAACUCCGGAACAUUGUUUUAACAAAAAAACAAUUUUUUUACA